Molecule: messenger RNA, 3849 nt
Organism: Oncorhynchus mykiss (rainbow trout)
Lineage: Eukaryota; Metazoa; Chordata; Actinopteri; Salmoniformes; Salmonidae
Product: gamma-aminobutyric acid receptor subunit beta-4
Biological process (GO): monoatomic ion transmembrane transport
Cellular component (GO): membrane
Molecular function (GO): GABA-A receptor activity; extracellular ligand-gated monoatomic ion channel activity
Source: RefSeq, a predicted model, not a curated record
CUUCAUUCAUUGGCGAUUCAGUGGGUAGGCUGCUGCUGAAAUUUCUCCUUCGAUUUCAGAUUUGUUUUAUUUCAUUAAACAUGAGGAUUUUAUACAAUGCACUAGGAAGAACUUAUUUCCCACGAAAUAGUGUAGGCUACAAGGGAAUUUCAACACUUGUUUUCACCAACAAUGCUCUUGUGGGUGUUUCUCGAUCUGUGUCAUUAUUUGCUCAGCGCUUCGAGGAGAAGAUGAGCGAAACAUGUUAAGGUAUUCAAUCGAGAGAUAAGGUUGGAGAACGGAGAUGACUGGGCUUUUCAAUAGGUUAUCCUAUUUGACAUUAAAUCCGAUGUUGUGAUACAUGCAUUGGCCGAUAUAUAUGACGGGUCAUCCAUAUUUCUCUGGAUCUAAUUUUUUUCACCAGAGGGGUGAUAUAGCCUGCUCUGACGUCUGCAUUAGAUAUUGCCCAGUGCAUUUGUUUCUUCUUCAGUGACUUUGAGUUGAGAGAAGCAACUCUACAUCAUCAUCAACAAAAAGGGAAUGAAGAUUUCAUUUGUCAUUUUUUUACCCUCAGCUGCCCCUCACCCCCCAACGUUUACAGCUAAAACAAAUCCUUAAACACAUCAUAGCCUACAUUGUGGAACAAUCUAUAGAGCCGGAGCAACGCUGGGACCAUGUUUAUUCCGCUGGUUUGGACUGGGAAAUUGCAACUGCCAAUUUAAUCAACAAGGCGCUGCUGUAAUUUAUAAAUCGUCUCUCAUUUUUGCCGGACUUUUUACUUUUUAAGGAAGACGAUUUGUUAUCACUUUUUGAAAGUCUUCUGUAGGCAGUUUUGAGCAAGAUGUCGGAUCUUCUGGUGUUGGUUGAGGGGGUCUGUGACCUGCACGGAUUUCCAUAGCUUGGAAAACAGCUGGGACCAAUUACGAGGUUUAAACACACGCAUGUUUUUUUAUAAAGCCAUUACAUGACCAAAUGUAUCAUAUAUAUUUUUUCAGCAAUUUAUUUGAAUUGCUUUUUUAAAACUUUAUUUUCACAAUUUUCUUUGGACCACAGGCGGUUGGAUUAUUGAAACUAUAUAAGGAUUUGUGGAAAUGUUGGGUCCUCAAGAAGAUAAAUUAUGUGGAAUUUUCUCUGCUUUGGCGGCUCUGUCCUUCGUUUGCUUUGCUCAAAGCACCUCCACUGGACAAACUGGAAUAUCUGUGGCCAAGGCCACAGUGGACAAGUUGCUGAAGGGGUAUGACAUCCGUCUAAGGCCUGAUUUUGGAGGUGCCCCAGUCAUCGUAGGAAUGAGCAUCAACAUCGCUAGCAUUGACUCCAUCUCAGAAGUGAACAUGGAUUAUACCAUCACAAUGUAUUUCCAGCAAAGUUGGCGAGACAAGCGUUUGGCAUACGCUGAGCUGCCCCUCAACCUGACUCUGGAUAACCGCGUGGCGGACCAGCUGUGGCUCCCAGACACCUACUUCCUUAACGACAAGAAGUCCUUUCUGCAUGGUGUGACAGUAAAGAACCGUAUGAUUCGACUGCAUCCUGAUGGCACUGUGUUAUAUGGACUCAGAAUAACCACCACAGCAGCUUGCAUGAUGGACUUGAGGAGGUACCCGCUCGACGAACAGAACUGCACCCUGGAAAUCGAAAGCUAUGGGUACACCACAGACGACAUUGUUUUCUACUGGCACGGAGGUGACACUGCGGUGACGGGGGUGGAUAAGCUGGAGCUUCCUCAGUUCUCCAUCGUAGCACUUCGCCUGGUGUCCAGGGAGGUCAGGUUUACCACAGGUUCCUAUCCCAGGCUGUCGUUAAGUUUCAGGAUUAAAAGGAACAUAGGCUACUUCAUCCUGCAGACAUACAUGCCCUCCAUCCUGAUCACCAUCCUCUCCUGGGUCUCCUUCUGGAUCAACUACGAUGCCUCUGCAGCUCGGGUGGCCCUGGGUGUUACAACGGUGCUCACCAUGACAACCAUUAACACCCACCUUAGGGAGACCCUCCCAAAGAUCCCGUACGUGAAAGCCAUCGACGUCUACCUCAUGGGCUGUUUUGUGUUUGUGUUCCUGGCCCUGCUCGAAUAUGCCUUCGUAAACUACGUGUUCUUUGGCCGGGGCCCCCAGCAACAGAAGAAAAUCCACGAGCGGCUGAACAAAACCAACAACGAGCGGCCGCGAUACGAAGAGAAGCGCCUGAGGGAACAGGACUCCAUUGCCACGCCGUUUCAAACCAACACCCUCAGGUCAUAUACACAGAGAAGAAAUCUGUACCUCGAGGAGCAAAGAAAAGUUGGGGUGGAUGCUUAUGGGAACAUCCUGCUCACCACAUUGGAGAUGAAUAAUGAGGUGAUGCCGUCAGAUGUGGGAAGUAGUGUCAGUGACUCCCGGAAUUCAGUGAUGUCAUUCGACAGCUCCGGGGUCCAGUUCAGGAAGCCCAUGGCUCCCCGCGACGGCUUCAGCCACCACUCACUGGACCGCAGCGCCAUGCGCAGCAGGGCCAACUGUCGGCUACGACGGCGCUCCUCCAAACUCAAGCUGAAAAUCCCUAAUCUGGCAGAUGUCAGCACCAUUGACAAAUGGUCCCGGGUCCUUUUCCCCAUCAUGUUUGGAUUUUUCAACCUAAUCUACUGGUUGUACUAUGUGAAUUGAUGUGCAUCCCACUAGGAAUCAUGGGCCAUAUUUUGAGAGCACAUUAAAUUGGCUUUGAUACAGUUGAAAAUAUGUAUACACAUGUACAAGUUGAUACAUAUGUAUAUGCAUAUUUCUAUAUAUUAUAUUUCUAUAUACACGUGUGUGUGUGUGUGUAAAUCUGAAGGACUUUUCUCCUGUAUAAAGCAUUAUUACAAUGACUUGAAUGUUUAAGAAUAAUUGCAAGAGAAACAUUUCAAGCCUUUUGAAAUUUCUCCUGAAGCAAACAAACAAACGAACGAACUAACAACCAUCAAAUCCCUUUGGGGGAUUUUGGAACUAAAGACUGCAUGAUAUUUUUGCUAAAAAGAAAGCAAAAGCUCUUGAGAGAAGAGAUGUCUCAGAGUCUCAUUGGCUUUUUAUUGAUACUCUGUAAUCAGCGUCCUCUACUGCAGCUCAUCAAAUCAGAGGUGGAUUGUGUGUUCAGGCAUCGGCAGAGUCCCUUAUAUCCAGCUUUACCCCCCCCCCCCCCCCCCCCAUCUCCCAUGGAUAACAUGCAGGAAUUCUCCACUUCUACUCUGUACAGCAACCUUGUUUGGAUUAUGUGUCGUUCCUUGGAUUAUUUCGAGUGACAUUGUUCUCUUUAUGGGACAUCAGCUCUGGUACAAUGCUGGUCUACAUUGGGGCCCAUCAGGAUGGGAUGUUAGAACACUGUGUUCCUGUCCAGAGUCAGUGCAAACUGAUCUUAAUUUCUCUUCUCAUGUUUGUUUUUAGAGCAGUUCUUUGGGGUGUUUUCAUUAUGGUUACAAAUAUGAUGAUUAUUGUAUUUCUUUUUUUACUUGAAAAUAUUGUGUUUUUGGGAGAGUGUCACUUGUUCUAGAGUUAGCGCAUUAUUAUAAAAAGACUCACAGGUAUGAAUUACUCAUUUUGUUUGAGAAAUAGACAUAUACAGUACAUUUUGUCAUCCAGUAUCCUCAAGGACAUAGUUGGAAAAUAUAAUUGUACUCUUUCUUUAACUUCCUGUGCUUGAUUCAUCUGUAGAUACAGUAUUCAUUGCCUCAUAUCCAGAUUUGUGUUCUGUAAGGAAGGAAAGACAACUAUAGUGAAUUAUUUAAAGUUAUUCCACUAUAAAGAUGUGAGAAAAAAUACUGUGCAUUAAAAAGAGAUAUCGCCAUUGUUUAUUUGUUUGAUAUUGAAAUCAACAUUUCAUCGCAUUGUGUGACCUGUUGUUGAACUACUCUCACUGUAAAAAAAAAAAAAA